AUGAGUUUCACGGUGGAGAGCCACUUCUUCGGCCCGAGUGGGCUACGCAAGUCUCGGCCAGCGUCGGUGUCAUCUAGCGGCUUUCACUCCCAGCGCCGCCGCCUCACCAACAGCCAGCCGUCCUCUGUGGACAGCAUGGACACUUUCAAAGGGGACAUGUCCCGCAGGAGUGAAAAGGAGAUCCUGCAGGCACUCAACGACCGCUUCGCCGGCUAUAUCGACAAAGUGCGCAGCCUGGAGAUGCACAACCGCAACCUGGAGGCAGAAGCGGCGGCGCUGCGGCAAAACCAGAGCGGGCGUGCUUCUGUGGGGGAGUACUACGAGAAGGAGUUGGACGACCUCCGGGGUCUCGUUCAGCAGUUAAGCGGAGAGAAGGGCAGCGCGGCUCUGGAAUAUGGGCGCCUGGAGGAUGACAUCCAGCAACUGGGGGCAAGACUGGAGGAGGAGGCGCGCAACCGGGAGGAGCUUGAGGCUGCAGCCCGGGCCAUGAAGAGAUACGUGGACGAGUGCCAGCUGGGACGGCUGGAGCUGGACAAGAAGCUCCAAGCCCUGGACGAGGAGGCGGCUUUCCUCAAGAAGAACCAUGAGGAGGAAGUGGAGGACCUCCUGGCACAGAUUCGGGGUGCACAGGUGACCUCUGACUUGAGGGAGACCGUUAAGGCGGAUGUGACUGGAGCCCUGCGGGAGAUCCGAGCACAGCUUGACUGUCACGCUAACAAGAGUGUCACGCAGGCUGAGGACUGGUUCAAAGUGCGCCUGGAACGUCUGACAGAGGCAGCCAGGUCCAACCAAGAUGCCAUCCGUGGGACCCAAGAGGAAAUCGUAGACUACCGUCGUCAGCUCCAGAGCCGCACCAUUGAGCUGGAGACACUCAGAGGAGCAAAGGAGUCUCUGGAGAGGCAGCAGAUGGAAUGUGAGGACAGACACCAGGAUGACCUCAACUCACUCCAGGACACAAUCACUCAUCUGGACUCAGAGCUGAAAAACACAAAAUGGGAGAUGGCUGGUCAACUAAAGGACUAUCAGGAACUACUGAAUGUGAAGAUGGCUCUAGAUAUUGAGAUAGCUGCUUACAGGAAGUUACUGGAGGGAGAAGAGAGCCGCUUUGUGUCCGGAGGAAGUCCGUAUUCCUACCUAGACAACAGAAUUUCAAUUCAUUUGAAAGUGAAAGAAGAUAAAGUGAUUGUGCAAGAGCAGACAGAUGAGACCCAAGUGAUAGAAGUGACAGAGGAAGCAGAAGAAGAAGAAGAGGAGGAGGAAGAGGAGGAAACCAAAGAAGAGGAAGAAGGCAAAGAGGAGGAAAAAGGAGAAGAAAAGGAGAAUGAAGAGGAAGGAAGUGAGGAAGAGAAGUCAAAAUCUCCAGAGAAAGUUCCAUCCCCUGCUCCAAAUUCACCUCAAAAGCCAAAAUCCCCAGUAAAAAAAUCUCCCCCAAACUCACCAGAAUCAAAAUCUCCUCCCCCUAAGACACCUGAACCUCCAGAAAAGGAGGUCAAGCCUGCUGCCCCUAAAGAAGAAAAGAAAGACACACCUCAGCCUGUGAAAGAGCACAAAGAGCAACCAAUAGUCGAGAAGAAGCAGGAGAACAAAGAGAAAGAAGCAGACAAUAAAAUGGACAAGGAUAACAAACCCGAUGUCAAGAAAGAGACUCAAGUAAUUGAACUGCCAAAGGAAGAUACGCCAAAACCUGCAAAGCCAGCUGACAACAAACCUUCUCCCUCCAAACCUAAAGAGGAGGUUCCUUCCCCAGCCAAGGAGAAACCCUCUGGUCCGACAUCAGAGAAAACAGAGAGCAAAAAGGAGGAGAAGCCGGAGGAGAAGAAACCAUUGGAGAAAAAGCCUGAGAAGAAGUCUGACGAGAAGGACCCUGAGGAGAAGAAGCCGACGGAAAAGAAGCCAGAGGAGAAACCUACACCCAAAGUUGAACCAGAGAAAGAAGAGAGUAAGAAGCCUGAGGAGAAAAAGGAGAUCAUUCAAGCAGCAGCAGCUGCUGACAGCAAGGGUGGAGGGAAGACAGAGAAAGUGGAGAAGUCUUCUGGCAAUGAGUCCAAAGAAACCAAGGCCAAGAAGUGAAGCUGGACAAAAAACUGGAGUGUGGGAGGUGAAGUUAAAGAGCAUACGCAAAAUGCAAACACUAUUUUGUAUUACCCUGCUCCAAGUAUGUAUGCACCGUUGAUGCUAACAUCACUGUAGGCAACACUGUUCACUAAGCUCUUUAAUUGAAUGUGAUUGCUGCCCUUCAAUAAUAAGUGCAUUUAUUAUUAUGAGCCUACUCAUUGACUCCAGAUAAUAUAUUUGAAUAUAUACAAAUGUCUAUAUUAUAUUUACAAUAGUGAUUUUAGUAAGACAUACAGUACUUGAAUGCUUGUUGUGCACUUUAAUGCAGCUUAUCACAGAUGAGAUGUCUCACUUCUCUGGCCUGCAACGCUCUGACAAUGACUGUGCUAUGUAUAAAUUGAUAAAAGUGACAAUAUGCAACACAAAAAAUAAAUUAAAAUACAGAAAACGCAUUUGUGGCAGAGAAAUCUUUGUUAACCUUGGGUGAGGAUUCAUCAAAUAAAAUGUCAAGACUUAAAAGGUAAAUGCUGCAAGAGUUUGCACUGCAUUGCAGUGGAAGAAGGGGGAGACACUGCACCCAUGUAUAAAUCAGGAGCAGCGCAGCAUGUUUUGCAACCGUUUCAUAUUUAGUUGCAUAUAGCUCCUCUGCAUCAUAGACGCACGUCAGAAGCCAGCAUGUCAUGUUCUUGUUUAUUCCUCAGUAUUGUCUCUUUAAGUAUUUAAUAACAGCAACCUAUUUUGAUCUUCAUGUUAGUGCAGCAUUUCCAAUACAUAUUAGCAUAGCACCCGUUUGGUAUUGAGUCAUUGGCUGACAUUGAGGUGAUCCCUCACCAUAUUGCUCUUUCUAUAUAUGUUGUAGUACACCUGAAUAACAAUCAACAAUCACAAUAAAAAGUGAAUUUUCUUGACUUGGAUAACAUUUUGUAACAAUUGUAUAUACAUGACAUGCAUGUACUUGUAGGGAAGAAUAACU
This is a messenger RNA of Doryrhamphus excisus (bluestripe pipefish), 3028 nucleotides long. Its product is annotated as neurofilament medium polypeptide-like. The record is from RefSeq and is a predicted model, not a curated record. Gene Ontology annotation, molecular function: structural constituent of postsynaptic intermediate filament cytoskeleton. NCBI's taxonomy places the organism in Eukaryota, Metazoa, Chordata, Actinopteri, Syngnathiformes, Syngnathidae. Gene Ontology annotation, biological process: axon development; intermediate filament bundle assembly. Gene Ontology annotation, cellular component: axon; neurofilament.